Messenger RNA from Musa acuminata AAA Group (dessert banana), 1039 nucleotides. Its product is annotated as phosphopantetheine adenylyltransferase. Bases 129 to 710 code for a protein of 193 amino acids. Lineage: Eukaryota; Viridiplantae; Streptophyta; Magnoliopsida; Zingiberales; Musaceae. Gene Ontology annotation, biological process: coenzyme A biosynthetic process. The transcript has 6 exons. Gene Ontology annotation, molecular function: pantetheine-phosphate adenylyltransferase activity; dephospho-CoA kinase activity. The record is from RefSeq and is a predicted model, not a curated record.
UCUGGAUCGACCGUUCUGACAAGCAAAAGUAGCAGUGGAGGGAGAUGGAAUUCCGUCCAGAUUCCAAUAAGAGGGGGCGAUAGCUUGGAAAUAGGAGGCCGACUUGGUAUCGAUAGAUUGAAGAUGACAUGACCUUUCCCCUUUCGAUUCCUGGACUCUCUCCUCCCAUGGAUGAUCUGAAGACGACGACCUCUCCUCCCUCGCCAGAUCCCGAUCACUCGUCUCAACCUCCGAAUUCGUACGCGGCUGUCGUGAUCGGCGGCACCUUUGACAGACUACACCAGGGCCACCACAUGUUCCUCAAGGCAUCCGCGGAGCUUGCGAGGGAGCGCGUCGUCGUGGGGGUUUGUGAUGGACCCAUGUUGAGCAAGAAAAAGUAUGCUUUCCUAAUAGAACCAGUUGAGAAGCGCAUGCAAAGUGUGAAGGACUUCAUUAAGUCCAUCAAGCCUGAGCUGACGGUGCAAGUCGAGCCAAUCAUCGAUCCAUAUGGUCCAUCCAUUGUAGAUGAAAAUUUGGAGGCAAUUAUUGUGAGUAAGGAGACAUUGCCGGGAGGAAUUGCUGUUAACAGGAAGAGGGCUGAGAGAGGCUUAUCACAAUUAAAGAUUGAAGUGGUGGAUUUAUUGCCAGAGGAAUCUACAGGAACCAAGAUAAGUUCUUCAACACUUCGAAAAAUUGAGGCUGAACAAGCGAUCAUCAAUAAUCAGCAAUAGCAACAUCAACAACUAUCACAUUCAGAGUGUCCCACAUAGAUACUACAAAACUACAUUCAGAGUGUCCUACAUAAAUACCCUACAAAACUUUUUGACAAGGACAUAUGUUCGAUUGUUCAAAGUUGUGCCGCAAAAGCUUACAUCUUGUAGUAUCCUUUUUACACACAGGAAGCAGAUAUAUUUACGAGUGUACUUUCCACUAUUGUAGUAAAUUUAUUUCUACAACUUGUCAACUAAAAAGCUGUAAUUGUGAAUUUCACAAAUUCAAAUAAACAUUUUUAUAUGUUAGAAAUUCUGAUUUUACAUAAAGAAAAGAUAUAUUACAUACA